Fusarium oxysporum Fo47 is the source of this 1578-nucleotide messenger RNA. RefSeq names its product aspartic peptidase domain-containing protein. Bases 1 to 1578 code for a protein of 525 amino acids. The transcript is spliced from 4 exons. NCBI's taxonomy places the organism in Eukaryota, Fungi, Ascomycota, Sordariomycetes, Hypocreales, Nectriaceae. The record is from RefSeq and is a predicted model, not a curated record.
AUGUAUCAAUUUCUGUUGGCGCUUCUCUUCGUGCGAAUGGCCUUCGCAUCAUCUUGCGAUGCAGAGCCCUUAGUUCUCCCCCUCCAAGACGUCCAGGUCCUUCCAGAUGUCUCCGACACUUUCAUGAAAGGCAUUCCAGCCGAAAUUGGAACACCGCCUCAGAAUAUCGUUCUUUUACCUUGGACCGACUUGAACAAUACCUGGAUAUACACCGAUCCAUUCUGCAAGGACUCAGGUAUUCCAAAUGACGAAUCAUGCCAAGUUCGAAGAGGUGGAAUAUUUAACGAAGAAAAGUCCACGAGUUUCACAGGAGCGAGGGACAUCGUCAAAGCAGGCGGUGUACCAAACGAGACAUUCUUCAAAGGCGGCCAAUACGGAGUUCGCAACCUCGUCAAAAGCGCCAGGGGCGCAAUCGACAAGUUCACCCUCGAAGGUUCAGCUGAACUCGACAAAUUUGCCUUUGGUAUACCAACGAGUAAAUGGGACGAUACAUACAGUACUCUGAGUCCCCUCGGCUUAGGCCGUAAUUCAACAUAUCUCAACGCCUUACGUAAAGCUGGAAAGAUUGGUUCACGAGUAUGGUCCAUAUUCUGGGGACGCAUGUGGAUCAAAGAACCUCUUGAUGGAUCUUUAGUACUCGGUGGUUAUGAUGAGAAGAAAGUCAUUGGUAAAAAUUACACUGCGCCGCUUGUAUAUGGAGAUUUCGAUGGCUCGGAUGGGUGCUGGACUGGUAUGAAGGUGACUUUGACUGAUGUCCAGAUCAAUUAUCUCGGUGGAACGAAUGUUAGUAUCUUUCCGAAGGGGACGACGUUGCAGUGUUGUAUCGAUCCGGCGAAUCAUUUGCUGCUCGAGGCACCGACGCCGUAUAUACGGAAUUUUGAGUCUAUCAGUGGUUUGAAGACGAAUUACUCAUCGAGUGGACUGCACUGGAAUGCCCUUCAGACAGGCCUCGACAAGCAGUUCUUGGCCGACCUGACCUUUCAUCUCGACUCCGGUCUCAAGAUCCGCGUCCCAAACAACCAAUACAUGAUCCCCUCCGUGGACAUCGCCUCCAACGGCUCACGAGUCAGCAAUACAUCCAAACGCGACAUUCUCAUAACAGAUAUCGACGACGGACCACCAAUUCUUGGGAGGUAUUUCCUCACAGCGGCGUAUCUCAUGGUCAAUCACGAUGCUGGGACUUUCACGCUCUGGCAGGCGAAUGCCACUCGGGAAAGAAGCCUCGUGAGAGUAUUCGAUGAGGAGACGGGGAAGAAGUGUGAGAAUACUACGGGCGUUAUACAACCCUCUGCGUCUUACACGGGCGCUGCUUCUGAGAGUUCGAGACCAGAUAGAGGGAUUGGUUCGAAUUCGGGUUCACUCUCUGGUGCGGUCAUUGGUGGCGCUGUUGUUGGUGCUGUAGCUGGGGCGGCGUUGAUAGGGCUGGGAAUUACUUACUUCUUGAUCAAACGGAAACGAAAAGCUGAUACAUACUACUUUUACCCUGCGCAUGAGGAGCUGCAAAGAGCGGAUAUAUACGAGAUGGACGGGAACCCAAGAGUCGACGACGAGUCCUACAUGAAAGCUGGAAUACGAUAG